AUGCCGGGGUUCCAGGCCCAAGUUCCUGCUGGCGGGCUGCACCAACCGCCGCGGGGGUGCGGCGAGGGGCGGGCGGAGGGAGCGGCAGGAAUAACCAGGCAGCCCCUUGCAAGGAGGACUCCGCUUCGCGGGCCGCCCACCCGCGCCGAGCAGGGGCCUCCGAGCAGCCCUCCCGCGCCAAGCCGAGCCCGGCGCUCCCCGAUCCCAACGGAGCUGGUGCGGCAGAGGUUGGAACGGCCGACCCCGCCCCUACCGCGUCGGCCCCGCCCCCUUAUGAGGUUACAAAGUGCCGCGCUCCGAGCCACGGGCGCAGUGGCCGUGGCCGUGGCCGUGGCCAAGGCUCCAAUUUCGGCCGCCGCUCGGACUCGUCUGGCCGCCCACCCCCCGCUCACCGGGCCGUAGCCGCCCCCGCGCUCCCGUGCUCGGCGCGAAGCCCUGGCCCAGGCGGCGGGGGCACGGGCCAGGGGCGCGGGGUCAGGCGGCUUCACGCGGAGCCCUGACUGCACCGGCUUCGCCAUGAAGACCCUCAUAGCCGCCUACUCCGGGGUCCUGCGAGGCACUGGCUCCAGCAUCCUCUCCGCCCUCCAGGACCUCUUCUCCAUCACUUGGCUCAAUAGUUCCAAGGUGGAAAAGCAGCUACAGGUCAUCUCGGUACUCCAGUGGGUCCUGUCUUUCCUCGUGAUGGCUGGUGAAGACACACAACCUGCUGACCACCAGGAACUACAUCUUUGGAUACCACCCCCAUGGCAUCAUGGGCCUGGGUGCCUUCUGCAACUUCAGCACGGAGGCCACAGAAGUGAGCAAGAAGUUCCCCGGCAUAAGGCCCUACCUGGCUACGCUGGCUGGCAACUUCCGGAUUCCAGUGCUGCGGGAGUACCUGAUGUCUGGAGGCAUCUGCCCUGUGAACCGGGACACCAUAGACUACUUGCUUUCAAAGAAUGGGAGCGGCAAUGCCAUCAUCAUCGUGGUGGGGGGCGCGGCCGAGUCCCUGAGCUCCAUGCCCGGCAAGAACGCAGUCACCCUGCGCAAUCGCAAGGGCUUUGUGAAACUGGCCCUGCGCCAUGGCGACGUCUUAGACAUCUUCGGAACAUUGCUGCCCGGAACAUUGUUAAUAGGAAUGGCCAUCAACUCCUUGAUACCUACUUCACACUUCACUUGUGUAACACUGAAAAGGUAUAUAAAGAAUUUUAUAGGAGUGAAGUGAUUAAGAAUUCCUUGAAUCCAACAUGGCGGAGUCUUGAUUUUGGAAUAAUGCCAGACCAUCUCGAUACAUCUGUGUCUUGUUUCGUGGUGAAGAUUUGGGGUGGAAAGGAGGACAUCUACCAGCUGUUGAUUGAAUGGAAAGUCUGUUUGGAUGGGCUGAAAUAUUUGGGUCAGCAGAUUCAUGCCCGCAACCAAAAUGAAAUAAUUUUUGGGCUGAAUGAUGGCUAUUAUGGUGCUCCAUUUGAACAUAAGGGUUAUUCAGAUGCUCAGAAGAGUAUUCUUCUUCAGGUGGAUCAGAACUGUGUUCGCAAUUCUUAUGAUGUCUUCUCUUUGCUGCGGCUUCAUAGAGCCCAGUGUGCAAUUAAACAGACUCAGGUAACUGUUCAGAAAAUUGGAAAGGAAAUUGAAGAAAAACUAAGACUCACAUCUACAAGCAAUGAGCUGAAAAAAGAAAGUGAGUGCCUGCAAUUAAAAAUUUUGGUGCUUCGAAAUGAACUGGAAAGACAGAAGAAAGCUUUGGGACGGGAGGUGGCAUUACUGCAUAAGGAACAAAUUGCAUUACAGGACAAAGGAAGUGCAUUUUCGGCUGAGCACCUCAAGCUUCAACUCCAGAAGGAAUCCCUAAAUGAGUUGAGGAAGGAGUGUACUGCGAAAAGAGAACUCUUUCUGAAGACUAAUGCCCAGUUGACAAUUCGUUGCAGGCAAUUACUAUCUGAGCUUUCCUACAUUUACCCUAUUGAUUUGAAAGAGCAUAAGGAUUACUUUGUAUGUGGUGUCAAGUUGCCUAAUUCUGAGGACUUCCAAGCAAAAGAUGAUGGAAGCAUUGCUGUUGCCCUUGGUUACACUGCACAUUUGGUAUCAAUGAUUUCCUUUUUCCUACAAGUGCCCCUCAGAUAUCCUAUAAUUCAUAAAGGAUCUAGAUCAACAAUCAAAGAUAAUAUUAAUGACAAGUUGACUGAAAAGGAGAGAGAGUUUCCAUUAUACCCAAAAGGAGGGGAGAAGUUGCAGUUUGAUUACGGUGUCUAUCUUCUGAACAAAAAUAUAGCACAGCUAAGAUAUCAACAUGGACUAGGGACUCCAGACUUGAGGCAAACCCUCCCUAACCUGAAAAACUUCGUGGAGCUCGGACUAAUGGUCAGGUGUGACAGACAUCACACCUCCAGUGCAAUCCCUGUUCCAAAGAGACAAAGCUCCAUAUUUGGGGGUGUAGAUGUAGGCUUCUCUGGGGGGAUGCCUUCACCAGACAAAGGACACCGGAAACGGGCCAGCUCAGAGAAUGAGAGACUCCAGUACAAAACCCCUCCCCCCAGUUAUAGCUCAGCAUUAGCCCAGCCUGUGACCACCGUCCCCUCCAUGGGAGAAUCUGAGAGAAAGACAACAUCUCUGUCUUCCUCCUUGGACACCUCCUUGGACUUCUCCAAAGAAAACAAGAAAAAAGGGGUAAAUCUGGGUGACAGCUUCCAUGGAGGCCAUGUGAGUGUGAACACGAGCCAGGAACAGGGACAAGCCCUCCCGGGGCCUCCAGCCACAGUCAACGGCACUCUCCUGCCCAGCGAGCAGGCCGGCUCCUCCAGCGCCCAGCUUCCGGGGGGAUUCCACCCGGUCUCCGAAGCCGAGCUCUGCUGUACUGUGGAGCAAGCAGAAGAGAUCAUCGGGAUGGAAGCCACAGGCUUCACCACAGGCGAUCAGCUGGAAGCAUUUAACUGCAUCCCCGUGGACAAUGCCGUGGCAGUGGAGUGUGACGAACAAGUUCUGGGAGAAUUUGAAGAAUUCUCCCGAAGGAUCUAUGCACUGAACGAAAAUGUAUCCAGCUUCCGCCGGCCACGCAGGAGUUCUGAUAAGUGAAGCGAGCGGACAGACAGUAGGACCAGGAUAGAGUCACUGCUUGAAACGAGGAUAAAGCUGCACUGGUUACCCUUUGUAAUAAUUAUGACACAAAAUGAAUAUUAAUGGAGGAUAUUCCUCAGAAAAAUAGACUUUGUGAAUCGAGGAGGGACUCAGGAUCAUUGUGUAUCAGUGGGCCAAAGUUAGAUUUUGCUUGCAAGAUUUGCUUUUCAGGCCUGACAUUUAUUUUAAGGCAGCUCUAGUCACCUUAUAGGCAUUUGUCUGCUUUUUUAUUUACACUUCUGUGUUAUCCUCAGAGGGAAGAUGAUAAUAUAUAAAUAAUAUAAUGAAUUUGUCUUUAGUUUCUUAUAAGCAUUUGCCCUCACCAUAGUUUAUGAAACUUUGGGAAAAUUGAAUAUUCAGUAAAAGGUCUCCACCAUCCACUGAAGGAUCUUUGGCCAUGCAUUAAGUUGAUGAAUAAGAAGCACAAUGGUCUCCUUAUACCCAGGCCCACCUGCCCCUGCUCCCAGACUCUACAGUCAACCUAGCUAUCGCCCCAUCUGCACAGUAGAUACCUUGUGCAUCCUGACAACCGAGGACGCCACAUUUGCUGGUUCUUUAAUGAAGUUGCCAUGACCUUCCACCUCUUCCAGUCAACCAUACCCUUGAUGCAGCCCUCAGAUGAUAGGAAAGACCUCACCUCUGGUGGAUCCCAGGGGAUCCUCAAGGACCCCCCCCGAGGUUACUAUAGUCAGAUGGCAUGCAGUUCCCUCUGGGGGCCAAAGUUACGUGGGAAGAGGCUAUUGUCAAAAGCUGGGUGUGCUUUCUGGCAACACACCCACCAUAUAGAAAUCCCUAUAUGUAAACCCCAUGUUAAUUUAUUAAAUUUCAGUUGGAAAGGAAGGCAUUGUGUAUGAUGAAAUAUGUGUAGAGAGUCAGGCUGUCCAGUGUGCAAACUGCAAGGCAGUUGAGGUAGUUAGAUUAAGAGACUAGAUGAGGCAUAGAAUACUAUCGGUUUGUGUGCAAUUGCAUAGAUAUUAAAUUAUGUUUUUGAAGUACAUUUUCAUUCCUGGAGCUCAGAUAUCAUUUGCUAUUGCUAUAUACUUUAUAUACCCAAGGACAUCGCCUCAGGGUUGCAAGCUCUUUAAGGAAAUUUUAUGCUUAUAUCCGUGUAUUGUAUAGAAGAAUAAAAAUUGAGUUUACUUCA
Molecule: messenger RNA, 4234 nt
Organism: Kogia breviceps (pygmy sperm whale)
Lineage: Eukaryota; Metazoa; Chordata; Mammalia; Artiodactyla; Physeteridae
Gene: UVRAG
Product: UV radiation resistance associated
Biological process (GO): SNARE complex assembly
Cellular component (GO): lytic vacuole; endosome
Molecular function (GO): SNARE binding
Source: RefSeq, a predicted model, not a curated record